AUGCUUCCCGAGCCGGCGUUGAGCUUCACCAUCCCCAGCCUGCACGACGGAACCGUGCUCGACUGUCGCGUCUACCACCCGGCGUCGCUGGCCGCGGCCAACCCUCGCGCGCCGCCAUGGAAGAGACACGCGGCCGUGGUUGCGCACCCCUACGCGCCCAUGGGCGGGUGCUACGACGACCCGACGCUGGACAGUGUUGCCGCGGCCCUGCUGCGGACGGGCUAUCUCGUGGCCACCUUUAACUUUAGGGGCGCAGGCCAUUCCGCCGGCCGGACGUCCUGGACGGCGCGGCCAGAGCGAGACGACUACGCGAGCGUCGUGGGCUUCACGGUGCACUACGUCCACUUUCUCGAUCCCUUCAACGACGAGGCCUCGAAGCAAAGUCCCGUCCUGCUGAUGGGCGGCUACUCGUACGGCGCCAUGGUCACGGCACAGAUGCCGCCGCUGGACCAGCUCCUCGAGCCGUUUGCCCGCCCGCACGCCGACUCGCACGCCGCGCAGGUCCGCCUCCGGGCGCAGCACCUCGCCGAGCAGCAGAACCUCAUCCUAGGCAGCGCGCGCUCGGCCGUACUACAAGUGCGAGGCCCGCACGCCACCAUCGGACGAGCCGGGGCGGUGCGCGUCGGCGGCGACGAGGGCGAUCGCUCCCCGCGCAAGAGCCACGACAGCCUCGGCCGGAGGAGCUUCUCGCUCGACGCCGAGGACAGGUUCCGCAGGGGCGUGUACCUGAUGGCCAGGGCAAGGGCCAGGCGGUCUGCGAGCUCUGACGGCGGCAACGAACCUCGUCCCCCGCAAGACAAGCAGGACGAGCGGGGAGAGACGCUGCCCGCCGCCACGGCGGGACUCGUCACGCACCUGGCGACCAUGUCGUUGCAGCCGUCGCGCCUGAGGCGCCGCCACGACGAUGCCGAGGAGAAGAAGCUCACCGAGAAUGCGACGCUCGCCGUCUUUGGCGACAAUGACGUCUUUGUGCCGGUGGGCAGGCUGCGCGCGUGGGUGGCCAGGCUGGCCGGGCAGGGCUCGCUGUUUGCCGCCCGCGAAGUCGCCUCCGCUGGGCACUUUUGGGGCGAGGACGGCGUGCUGGAUCUGAUGACGGAGAGCGUCGAGGCGUUUGCGGCCGGGCUGAUACGCGAUACUUGA
This is a messenger RNA of Metarhizium acridum CQMa 102, 1140 nucleotides long. The record is from RefSeq and is a predicted model, not a curated record. Lineage: Eukaryota; Fungi; Ascomycota; Sordariomycetes; Hypocreales; Clavicipitaceae.